CUAGAAUAUUUUGGAGUGUUGUUCGGAACAAAGAUCCGAAAAACCAAUUCCAAAGAUCUGAGAGCUGAAUAAAAUAAAAUUGUUUUGCUGAGGUCGAGUAAAUUUAUCCCUUCAACCCUUCCUUGUCCAACAGAUGGCGCCACUAGUGACUGAUGAUUACCACUUUUUAAGAUGUUUGAGUGAUGACACUCAUCUCUGGCGCCAAAGAUUCAACUCUAACUGACGUGAUAUCAAAAAGGCAAUGAAACAAGUAGCCUCAUCCACUUACUUGAUGCAUCCUGCCAUCUGUACCUUGUCCUGCUUCAUUUCGUGGUUCCAAAGCACACGGGCCACAAGGGCUUUCCAACUUUUGGCAAUUCAGAUUCGCUUAUUAGCUACAACCCACUAUCCUCAAGCCAUUUAUAAGCACAGAACCCACAGCAUUUUCUUGCUCAAAGCUAUCCCUUCAAAGUAAAGCCUCCUAUCUUCUUUUCUCCUUCUCUGCCUUUUCUAGCUUACAGUCCUAAGUAGGUUCUUACCAUUCAACAAGAUUACCUUGUGAGAGAAUAGAAUAGAAUAGAAUAGACUAAUACUUAUGGCCUCAAGCUCACUCAGCAAACAAAAGCCUUCUGAUUCUUCUUGGACUCCAAAACAGAACAAGCUGUUUGAAAAGGCACUUGCAAAAUAUGACAAGGAUACCCCUGAUCGGUGGCAGAAUAUAGCCAAAGCAGUUGGUGGUAAAUCGGCCGAGGAAGUUAAGAGACACUAUGAGAUACUCUUGGAGGAUCUCAAACACAUAGAGUCUGGCCAUGUUCCCAUUCCCAACUACAAAUCAAAUGGAAGUAGCUAGCAGCAAUGUCCAUGAAGAAGAGAGGCUUCUGAAGUAUCUUAAGCUGAAGUGGUUUGAAGCAAUGUGUGCGUCAUCAUCAGCAAUUUGCAGCAUAUAAUUAGUGUAUCAUGAAUCUCUAGAAAUAUCUUCCUGUGUGUGUGUCUCUGUCCUGAUUUUCCUACCAUUGUAAUUUAGAUUAGUUUAAUGAACUACCCUAUUCUAGAAACAGUAUCAAAUUGACGAAAUUCCCCAUCCAACUCUCUUUAUGCACUAUGAUUGAAAGCGUUUAGAGGGAAUAUAUCUUAGGGUCCAGCUCAAACCAUUCG
Messenger RNA from Gastrolobium bilobum, 1134 nucleotides. RefSeq names its product protein RADIALIS-like 1. NCBI's taxonomy places the organism in Eukaryota, Viridiplantae, Streptophyta, Magnoliopsida, Fabales, Fabaceae. Gene Ontology annotation, molecular function: DNA-binding transcription factor activity. The transcript is spliced from 3 exons. The coding region runs from base 575 to 829 and encodes 84 amino acids. The record is from RefSeq and is a predicted model, not a curated record.